This is a messenger RNA of Adineta steineri, 1686 nucleotides long. NCBI's taxonomy places the organism in Eukaryota, Metazoa, Rotifera, Eurotatoria, Adinetida, Adinetidae. The record is from the annotation of a GenBank genome assembly.
AUGUCGAUGAAUUCUUUAGAAAAUUUAUCUAAUGAAUUUUUUUCUGAAAUCUUUGAUUAUAUUAAUGGUUGUGAUAUCUAUCGAGCAUUUUCAAAUCUCAACUAUCGUUUUGAACAAUUACUUAAUUCGUCACAUAUUUUAUUCAAAAUAAAAAUUGAUUAUUCAACCGAUGAUGAAAAAACUAUAAAUGAAUUACAACAACUUUGUCAUCUGAAUAAAAAUCAAAUUUAUUCAAUUUAUACUCGAACAUGGAUAAAUAAUAGUGAAAUAAUCUUAUCAUAUAAUUUCGAUUCAUCUUAUCAACAUAUUGAAUGUCUUGUUUUAAGUUAUAUUGAAACAAAUAUAAUUAAUUUUGUUCUUCAAAAAUUAAUGUUUUUACCACGUUUAUAUUCAUUAACAAUUGAAACAGAAUCUCAUUUGAAAGAUUUUGGUUAUUUUUAUCGAUCGAUUUUUAAUUUAUCAAAAUUGAAAUAUCUCAAAUUUAAAGCUAUGGAUGCUAUUGAUUCUGAUAUGAAUAUUUCAUUACCAAUGGCUUCAAAUCAUGAAUUAACUUCAAUUGAACAUCUUAUUAUUGAUCAUCCCUGUUGUUUUAAUCAAUUGAAUAAUAUUUUAUCAUAUGUACCACAAGUUUCUUAUUUGAAAUUUUUUAGUGUUAAUGAUAAUCAAAUCGAUAUCAACAAUAUUUUAUCAAUCAGAUUAUCAAAUUUAACACAUUUUUACAUCGAAGCUUACCAUAUGGAAUUUGAUACAUUUGAAAUGUUGAUAAAGAAUUUAAAUAUUAAAUUAAAAUAUUUUUCAUUGAAAAUUUAUACCGAUGAUAUGAAUUAUCUCGAUGCUUUUCGAUGGGAAAAUAUUAUUUUGAAACAUUUACCAGAGUUAGAAGAAUUUUAUUUAAAAUAUAUUACAACUUUUGAAAAUAAUCAUCAACCUUCAAUAUAUCAAGGUAAAAUAAAUGAAUUUUUCUCUUCGUUUUGGUGUCAACGACAAUGGAUAUUAGAAAUUGAUAUUGAUAGUAAUGAAAUUAUUUAUUAUAUUCAUCCAUAUAAAAAACGAUGGUAUGAAUUUAAUACAGAAGAGAAGAAUAUUUAUACUAUUGAACAAUUAGAAAAAUGUAAACAACUUAUUUUAUCGUGUAUACAUCAAGAAUCAUUUCAUCAAACAUUAACCAUAUUUAAUUAUCUUCUCCAUGUUUUACCUGUAAUGCAAAUCAAUCAUCUUGAUAUUCAACAACAAAUUUUUAUUGUUAAAUUAGGUGAAAUUUUAUUUUCAUUACCUGAUUUAGAUUCAUUAAAACUUAAUACAAUAUCAACUUCAUAUCCAAGAUCUUUAACAGAAGAAGAAUUAAUACAAAGUUAUUGUUUAAUAAGUCGAAAUAAAAUUACAACAGUUUGUUUACGAAAAAUCAAUCGAAUUGAAGAAGCUUAUUUUAUUCUGGCACUUUGUUCUCAUAUUCAACAAUUUCGAAUAAAUUCUUUAAAGGACAUCAAUGUGGAAUUAUUUCUACGAUCAUUUUUCAUAGAAAUUCAACAACGAGAAAUUCAAACGCUUAAAUUAUUAUGUAUUUGUGUACCAACAGCAGAUGAUAAAAUGAUGAAGAAAUUAGAAACAAUGAUUAAAAAUGAAAAUUUACUUUUGAAUUUUACAAUGAAACGUCUCAUGGAUCAAAUCUAUAUUCAAUGGAAGUGA